Messenger RNA from Cuscuta europaea, 1483 nucleotides. The record is from the annotation of a GenBank genome assembly. Lineage: Eukaryota; Viridiplantae; Streptophyta; Magnoliopsida; Solanales; Convolvulaceae.
UGGGAACACUUUUUCAAAGAAUGCACUGCACGAGGACAAAUUUGGAUUUGGGGAGUCAUUAUACACAUAUAUACAAAAUUCGGUUACAUGGAAAAUUUGCUCGUAGCCUAAUUUUUCCUUUUUGAUACAACGUUUUUUGGCAAUGCUAAAGACAUCAAGUUCUCCCACCGUGAUUGCAAAGGCGACAUCUUUUACAAAUGGGCCAUCUACCCAAAACCUACCCUAAACCUCAGCCCCCAUCCGCCCUAGGCAGCCAUGGCCGCCAUGGUAGCCACCACCCAAACCACCGCCCACAAUCCUCAUCAGUGCAAGACACCACACAAACCUCCAACCGACCAUCCACAUCCAUGGAAGACACCGCAGAACCACAACCGCCAUCAAAGGAUUCAGAUGUCACAUGGCAAGCCAGAAAGAGUGAGGUUUCUCAACCAGCUGCUGGUACUAACACAUCAGCACUCAGUGGGAUGAACGUAGCCCAACCAAUAGCUGGAAAGCCCAGAGGCAGGUCCCAUAAACCCUCCUCAAAGUGCUGCUUUUCUUAAUCCCCAACCGACCAACAAUCUGAAAACAACCAUCGCUCACACAAAACCCACCCCAAAACCUGGUCAACCCCCACUGCCUAAAAAAACCUUCGCAAACAUCCUCACCCAACCCAACAAAACAUACCCCUUGAAACAACCGACUACCAUUGCAGGGCUUCCAGCAGUUCCUUCUCUCAGGAGGAAAUCAUCUCACUCUCACAGCCUCUCAACCGUGCUCUCAUAAGAACCCUCCUUCACGGAAUUCCCAAACUGGCCGCAGUAAGGGGCACACUCGAGAAGCUAAGGUUUAAAGGUAGCUUUACUCUUGGCCCUCUAGCUCCAAGACACGUUCUAAUUACUUUUGACAUGGAAGAGGACUACUUACGACUCUGGCUGGGACAGACGUGGGCAGUCAAUGGUAUGGUCCUUAGAGUCACGAAAUGGACCACAAGCUUUCAAACAGGUAAGGAAUCCCCCAUCACACCAACCUGGAUCACCUUCCUCGGAUUACCGGUUCAUCUACAAGACAGAAGAGCUCCCCUGUCUAUUGCUAACAUCAUCGGCAAACCCCUACUUCUUGACCUGGGUACGGCCUCCCUUUCCAGACCAUCUUUAGUUCGAAUAUGUGUCGAGCUUGAUGUCACCACCGAGCGCACACACAAAAUUUGGACCCAAACAGGAAGCUGAGGAGGAAUUAUCCGGGAGGUAAUUUAUGAUUUUGUUGAACCCUCAGUUGAUCGAGUGGUGAGAGUUGAUUUGCAAGAAUUUGUUUUUGUAUUGUUCAAUAUAAUACUUGGUUUUAUACACAUCCAAUCCAUUCUACGCUCAUAUAUUUUGAGGUUGUAUACUACGUAGUAAUAUCUUAUUAAUUUCACCGAUUGUCAGUUCCAUAUAUGUUAUACAUUAUGAUUUAAUGCUCAUUAUUGUUAUCCGGCCUUCAUGAAUAAGGAGGCUACCAAUAG